Morone saxatilis (striped sea-bass) is the source of this 3710-nucleotide messenger RNA. Its product is annotated as TOX high mobility group box family member 4-like. The record is from RefSeq and is a predicted model, not a curated record. Gene Ontology annotation, biological process: regulation of transcription by RNA polymerase II. Lineage: Eukaryota; Metazoa; Chordata; Actinopteri; Moronidae. Gene Ontology annotation, cellular component: nucleus. Gene Ontology annotation, molecular function: chromatin DNA binding.
CAUACACAAUAUUCACAAUAUGACAGUUAUUUAAUUAAAUACAUUAUCCAGGGAAUGUGCAUUAAUGUAACUCAUAGAUUCAGGCUGGGUAUAAGAGUCAGAAUUUAAUUAAUUAACCUUUAACGAGAGACAAAAAAAUAAAAUCUAAUAAUUUAAAGCCACUCGUGUUUUCCUUUUCCCUCGCAUGUGAUUUUAUUUUGAAACUGGCGUCGCUCCACAUCCGGCGCCGACCUCGUUUAACUUGACCAACGGCCCUUCCCGUUUAAUCCCACCCGCGAUCCGGGGCUCGGGAUCCAUUGAGCAGCCUGGCCCGGGCCAACACGAAGCGAAAACGGGGGGUUCGUUCCCUGUCAGACACCUUGAAAACGAUCACCGGCGUUUUGUGUGUUUUUUUACCCCCCGUCCGGUACCCGAAACCCCCGGUAACGGCGUCCGCAAGCUCCCCGUUUAACCGUUAAACCGUUAAACCGUUAAACGUUGUGUCGGUUAGUUAGCCGUUGGUUCGAAUGUCACGUUUGAGGUCCGGCGGACAAACGAGCGCCGGGGCCAACGGAGGAGCACUGCAGCUUUGCGUCAAAGACAGAUAAUAAAGCUAAAAAAAAAAUAAAAUAAAAACACACCCGUGGUUCGGGACAAGUCCGCAAUAAAGAACCGGGACCGGCCACGUUACCUCGGGUAGACAGGCGGUCAGCAGAGAGGUUAUUUCUGGCCCGGCUGCUGGCGUUACACAUGCUCCGGUUCUAGUCGUUUUGAGCUAACCCCACUAAAAAAAAAAAAUACAUAUAAAUAUAAAAAAAUAAACACUAAUAACGUUACAGCUCCUCUCCCACAGUUUAAGCACAGGUUAAACGGGAGGGAGCUCCGGUUUUAUCGCGUUAAAACGUCUUUGAAUUGAACUGAAGAGCCUCACAGCUAACAUAUGAGGCCCGGUUGAAAAGAUGGACCUGAAUUUUUAUUCGGAUUUAACGGACGGUACCGGGCAGCACGACGGCGAUCCAGAGUUCUUGGAUCCGCAGUCUUUCAAUGGAUUUGACUCUGACAACAAGUUCCCUGGAGGCAGCGACAACUACCUGACAAUAUCCGGGUCCGGCCAUCCUUUCCUCUCUUCUUCAGAGUGUGCCACUAAACCCAUCGACCUCUUCAACCUCGCUGGAUCUGCUGGUGGAACGUUCCACACUCCCAGCCUCGGCGAUGAGGAGUUCGAGAUUCCUCCCAUCUCUUUGGAUCCGGACUCGGCGCUCACCGUGUCCGACGUGGUGUCCCAUUUCGGGGAGCUGUCGGACGCCGGCCCCUCCGACAGCGUGGUCGUACCCGGGAACGCCGUGGUGGAAGGGGACGACCCCUCGUUCGCCUCCACCUUCGUCAACGCCCCCUCGCAGGGGCUGGAGCACCUGAGUCUGGGAGUCAUCAACCAGUCGGGGGGAAGCGCUUUGUUGGGGUCGUCGCUGGGAAUGGAUCUCGGUCAUCCCAUCGGCUCCCAGUUCAGCAGCUCGUCCCCGGUGACCAUCGACGUCCCGCUGGGUGACAUGAGCCAGAGCCUGCUGGGGUCCAACCAGCUGACCACCAUCGACCAGUCGGAGCUCAGCGCUCAACUGGGGCUCGGCUUGGGAGGCGGGAGCAUGUUGCAGCGCCCCCAGUCGCCCGACCACCCUCUGUCGGCCACGGCGUCGCCCACCAGCUCGCUCCAGGAUGACGACAUGGAUGACUUUAGGAGGCAGCUCCCGGCUGUCCCGGACGCCCAAAGCAGGAAAGCCGGGCAAGAGCGAAGAAGCCGCCGAAACCGGAAAGACCCGAACGAAGCCUCAUAAAACGGUGUCGGCCUAACCGCUUUGUUCUUCAGCACGCAGGCGACAUCAAGGGACAAAAUCCCAAACGCCACGUUUGGAGAAGUUUCCAAGAUAGUGGCCUCAAUGUGGGACAGCCUGGGGGAGGAAGCCAGAAAGCAGGUGUACAAGAGGAAAAACGAAGCGGCCAAGAAGGAUUAUUUGAAGGCGCUGGCAAGGUACAGAGCCGGACACGUUUCUCCCAGGCAGCAGAUGGUGCACGCCCAGGCUCCGCCCCCUCUGCAGGCCAAACCGCGGGGCGCCGCCACGGCUCCGCCUCCGCUGCAGAUCAAGGUCGUCCCGUCGUCGCGGCAGUCGGACGCGGGCGCUCCGAUCAUCGUGGCGUCGGGCGGCGAAGCGCCCACGUCGGCGUCCUCCUCCGGUGUGACGGUGGAGGUCGGACAGUCGGCCGAGGCGGAGACGGGAGGAGAGGAAGUGGCGGAGGCGGAGGAAGGGAUGGAGGUCGAGGUCAACGUCGCCCACGUCCCGAGCGUGACUCCCGCCGCCGGACGCAACAUCUGCGUGCGUGCCGGCUGCACCAACCCGGCCGUGGAGAGCAAAGACUGGGACAGAGAGUACUGUAGCAACGAGUGUGUCGCCACGCACUGCCGAGACGUGUUCAUGGCCUGGUGCGCCAUCCGAGGGCAGAACUCCACCACGGUCACAUAAGGACGCAUCUGACGGACGAGUGCCGCACAUAAAAGACAAAGAACACAUACGAAUAACACACGAAAUGCAAAUGAACAGAGGAACGAACGGACGAACGAUCAGGCUCAGGUUAUCGGCACGUAACGGAACGACAAACACGAGUCGCAGGAGAGUAUUUGAACGUCACUACGAUGUGCUUUUACUGCGAUCGGCUUCUGAAGACUGCAAACUUUAAAAGACGUACGGACGCGUGGGUGAAUAAUGAUACUAAAAAGAAGACAGAAGAAAGAAACUUAAAGACUUCUUUCUCCUUUUCGAUCAUCUAUUGUGAAUCUGAAUUAUGGACUUGAUGAUAAAACAUAAAAAAGAAAAAGGACGUUUUAUAUGAACUCACGGUGUUUUUAAUUGUUUCGGAAAGAAAGAAAGUCGCAGGAAGAGAAAAUCAUGAAUCUCGCAGAUGAAUUCAGUUCAUUUUUUAUUAAUUUAACAAAAAAAAGAUUCCACUUUAUACGUGUGUGCUCUUCCCUUUACUUUUUUUUUUUUUUUUUUGGGGUUUAGUUCUUCAGCAAAUAGAGAUUUAACAACCGGGCAAAGCACAAACAGUCUUAAAGGUUUAGUUCAAAGUGAAAUGUUUGGAAGAAGCCAUUUCGAGACAAAAAGGUGGGAAUGAAUCUGCCGACAGCCAAAUGACGUUUGUUACUUUACAAGCCGCUGGAGAAGAGGAGGAAGAGGAGGAAGAGGAAGGGUGAAAGAAAACCACCAUCAUGCGAAGGAUUUUUGAAAACAGGUGCUAACAUUCAGGAAAGAAAUAUCUCUGGUGUUCUCUGUUCUCCUGCUGAGUUUUCCUUCAACAUAAGAGCUUUUUAAAAAUAUGUGGUGCAUAUUUUUUUUAUUUUACAUUUUGUGGUGACGUUUGGUUUUUGAGGAGAAACAAACCCUGAAACAAUUGGAUUGAAAUGAACACACCAGCUGUAACAAACACUACUGUAAAGGGGAAAUGGGAAUACAGUAUAUAAAAGCUUUACUUUUUAACGUAACAGUAUUUAAUUUAAUAAAUUGCUUUCAGGUCUGUUUAAAUAAUCAAGAAAAGGAUGUUUGUUUCCCAAAAGAAAACUGUUCCCAGUCGGAUUAAAUGACGCCGCGAUCGGUCUGGUUUAUUGUAGAUAUCCUGGAAAUGUUUUUAUUGGUGAAAUAAAAAAUAUUUUAUGUUUUAAUAUACACAUUUUGGCCUCACAAUUA